UCUGAAGAAUGAGUUUUAGAAAAAUCUGCUAUAAAAUGAGUAUUUUUAGAAAAAACAUAUCUAUAAGUUAUACGUUUAUCCUGUAGCGCUCUUAUCAAUGGUAAUAUCAUUCAAUUAGCCAGAAAUUAAUUCAAUAUAUUUAAAUCACUCAGAAAUCGUCUCCCCAACCAUUUUUGGAGAAAAUUUUCGAAUUCUGGAAACCUCUUUUAGACAUCCCUUUGGUACCCCACUUCGUUUUCAAAAACACAAUAGCUCGUCACUGUGAUGUCGAAAAUACAUAUAUCUCGUAUGCAAAGUAUCCAUUGCCAAACAUUCGAACUCUGCUAUGAUGCGUGACUCAAACGUAUUGUACGGUUCAUGAUAAAACCUUUCAAAUUCAUUUAUUUAUUAAUUCGCAAUUUUGCUCGCGAGGAAUAAAUUUUAUAACACAAAAAUUAUAUAUUUAAAAUCUACAGGCUCUACCGAUUCAGAAUGUGUAUGUUGGUUUCGACAUUUCAACAUAGUGAAAUGGCCUAGUGCGUAUGGUUUGGUUUGAUUUGAUUGUCUUUCCGUUAACUCCAUACAGUCAAUAUAGACUAUCGUACCUUCUAUGCGUUCUCUUGAUAAUUUAUUAGCAUGCAAUUUCUCUUUAUCAUCCAAAUCUGGUGGAAUAACAGGCAAAUUAUAUUUCAACUACGAAAUCAAUAAUUAAAAAGCUCAAUAUUAUUUGUUGAAUAUUUUUGGCAUUGCAAAGAUCCAGAAAGACACCGAGAAUUCCGUUCCAAAUUUUUUUUGUUUUCUUUAUUUACAAACUUUUUUUUACAAUAUUACUUAAAUUCAGGGGCAAAGAAUCGCACUGAGUGGACGCUGCGAGUAGCGCAUACACUCACUCGAAUGAAAGACGAUUAAUUCGUGUGCGCUGCUCGACUCACGAAAAUGGGUUUUUAUACGCACACGGCACACUAUGUUCUGCUUCUUCUUCGUUUUGUUCGUAUCUGCUAUAGCAAAAAGAAGAAAAAGAAGAAGAAGCGGAAUACUGGUGAGUAGACUGUACGGAAUUUACUCGAUUCCAAAUCAACAUAGUUUGUCUUAUUCCUUGUGCUUAACAGAGUAUUUUGAUAUAAAAAAUUUAUUCCAAAAUUAUUUCUUCGCGAUCAAAAUUGAAAAAAAUAAUAAUAAUGAUUUGAAAGGUUUUACGUACGAAAGGCAAGACGUCUACUUCAAAAACAUUUCAAUAUCUUCAAUACAUUCACACAUCACCGUUAACUGUUCUAGUUUGUGUCGCAAUUUUUUUCUCUACAACACACGUCAAUGCGACAAUUGACACAUAGGCUACGUGUGUGUUUGUUUUGGAAUUCGUUACCGAGUUCUAUUGAACUGAAAUACAAAGGUAGCCUGAUUGACCGUUUGGAUUGUCACAUAAAAACGCGCGGUUUUCGAAUUGGCAAAGAAAUUUAAUUUUUGUGCGCCGAUUCGGAAACCAUAAAAACGAGCCAUUUUCAAAACGGCUCAUUUUUCUGAAUUGGCACACAAAAAAAACCGAUUCUGAAUUGGUGCACAAAAGUUAAAUUUCUUUGCCAAUUUGAAAACCGCGCAUUGUAAAAUUAAUUUUAAACCAUCGAUUUGAACGUUUUCAACCUCUGGAUAUAUACCCCAUUCACUAAAUUGGUUGGUAUUGAAGAAAAUAAAUCGAUGGUUUCCGUACUUUCGAACGAAGACAAAUUUCGAAGCAUGGCGCAACCUUUUAUUUGAAUCAGCCACUUGAAGAAGAUCUGCCAAAUCCAAAUGUCCCAGUAUUCCUUCGAGGCAAUCAAUAUUCAAAUCUGUCAGAAUCAUUUCGCUUUGAAAUGAAGUGUUCAAUCGGUUUGGUCAACUGUGGAAAAAAAGGAAAGGUGAAAAAAUCAUUAAAUCUAUUUUCAAAACUUGGAUGGCAAUGUAAUUUUAAGAAACUAAAAAAACUUACUUGGAUGAAAACUUAUUCACUGAAUGAGGCCCCUGGUUUGAUGCAAUUUAUGUGAGGUUUUGAUUUUUUUUCUCGUAUUUUUUACUUUUAAAUAAUUUUCAAGCAAAAUCAAAAUGUCAAGAUGUUUUCGCGUUGAGCAUCAAUAUGCAACUGAUUUUAUUCUUUGAACGUAUGAUCAUGCGUGGUGCAUUCUCAAACAAGCAUAGGCGCAUGAACAUUAGUGCAGGUAUAAAUUAGGAGGUAAUUAGAACAAUCCAGACAGAUGAAAUGCUACAUAAACGAAUUAGUGCCACCAGAAACUAAAGGAUCUCACUAAUUAGUGAUAACUUUAACAACAAUAUGCAGAUUUGUGCCGGGUCCAAAAUUCAACAAUCUGUUAUUGCACUUUUUUCUAAAUAAAAAUCCGGACUCUUUAUUACGCUUCAACAGAUCAUUUUAAAUUUUAACUUAACCUGCGUAAAAUUCCUCUUUUACAACUAAGAAAACUACAAAAAAUCAUCGUCUAAAGUACAUUUGAAGAAGGAUAGAAAAAUAAACCAAAAUAUCAGUAUUAAAUGUCAUGGAAAAGAUUCGGCAAAAAUAACUGCAACACUAUAAAUAUCCGAUCCACAUAUAGAAUAUACAUAAAUUGAGCUGAAGGUGACUGAUUCGAAUUUUAAAAUGAGAUGCAGCUCUCAAUUUUAAUUCCUAAGCCAUAUAACAACACUUUGUAAGCACUCUCGCACUGAGUUCUCGUGUAACAGCAAAAACUUUCGUGUCUCAAUGGGAUUAUUCAAUUUAAUGAGUUUUUGAGUUUUUGACUUUUUGUUUCUGUGUGCAAAUGGUGAAAUUUUUUCGAGGGGAAAGGGGAAACAUCGAAAACUCACUCAAGCAUAUGAACACAAUUUAAAUGAUGUCACGAAUGAUGGCAAAUGCUUUGAAAAAGUGAAUUUAAUUAAAAACGACCUACACACGCCAAAAAUCGUUAUUUAUCGACAGGAAACAUGUUAUAACAUUUGGGCUGUUGAAAUAUUCUUCGGUCGAUCUCUGAAACAAUCGCAUCGAACAAACAAUUGUACACACGCACGCAUCGCCAUACAGUUGGAAACUUCGUGCAUUCCCUCAUAACACAUCGCUGUUGCUUCAUAGCAUUUAUUUUUCAAUUAAAAUGGAAAUUUCUCUCUCAACGUCGAGCAAGUGAAACGAUUUGUACGUAUAAUUUCACUUGAAUGCAUCCGAAAUCAGUGUGUUUUACUUUUUAAAUUAAUAUCUGUAAAUGUGUGAAAAGAAAAUUGAGUUUAUUUUCAUUGCAUCGAAUGCAUUUGUCUGCCGACGUAUCAUCUUUCAAACACCUUUUUUGGUCAUAAUCAAAAAAUCAGAUGCAGACGUUUUGUUACGCCUUUGAAAUGGUUUCUUCGUGUGAAUUUAAGUACGGUUUUUUAUUUGUAAAUGGAAAGCAACAGUUUUUAUUCCGUUGGGCGUUUUGAGUAGUGCGAGAAUAACGAGACAAAGUCUCAAAUUGAUUUGAAAAUUUCGAGGGUAUUUCAAUAUCAGACAUCCGUUGAGGAAAACUGGUUUUAAGGGCGCGGCGGCUAUUCGAUCGUAAAUUUUCCAGAUGACAAAUUAUUUCCAAAUAAGAAAAUAAAUCACCAAAAGGAACCGCAGCCAAAGUAAUAAAAACAGUCGCGAUGUCCAGUUUCAGUAUGACCAUUCGAAUCUUGACCGGUCUAAUAACUUGUUUUUCGUAUUUGUAUUUCGCGUUUGAUCAAAUCAAAAAUUCGACGGUUCCGCGCGCACCCUUGUUUGUUUGUUUGAUCGGCUCAAUUUUAAUUGCUUGAGAAAAUUAAUCGAAAAACUGCAGUUGGGCUGCGCGGUCAUCGCGUCAUUUGUCUUCGCAAUGAAUGAAAUUUCUCAUCGACCCGAUUGUUAACGGUGAAGAAAGAAAAAUUUCUCAGGACACUCCGUUUUAGUGCUCGCGGAAUGAAAACCGACCGCCAAGACAAAACAAUGGUAAUGCACAUUACCUGCUAUGUCAUCAUCAUCUACAAUAAAAAGUACUUAGUUCGCGCGCAAGAAAAACCGUUUCAGUUUUUUUUCUUCCUUUCUUCUUCUUAUUUAAGAUGCAUUCUCUCCGCUUUCACUCUUUUGUUUGGGCAUUUUUCGCUGGUGCGUUUCCAUUGUUUGCAUUUUCAUAAGUUAUAAUAAAUGUGCAUAAAUUAUCUAUUUUAUGAAUCUCUUGAUUGCCGCCGUCUCCUAAUGUCCAUUUGAUCGCUAUUGUAUGCCACGGUGUAGUGGAUGAAAAAAAAAGAAAUACGAUAAAAACAUGAAUUCACUCUCCGUUGCCCGCUGCUUUUGCUUUUUGUUUGAUUGUUAUUUCACCGUGAAAAUAAAACAACAAUAUUAAUCUGAUGUGCUCAGCCUCAGCGGCGAAAAUAGCCUGCUUGUUUCAAGUGAUAUUCAUCUCUCUAAACAGCACAAACAGUAGCUGCUGCAUCAUAAAUGACUCUCUCUCUCUCUUUUAAGAUGAAAGAGAGCUGAGAUGAAGAAGGAAAGUGAAAAAACCACGCGAUGAUUAUGGCUACGAAAACAACACAUUUGUUUUCGCACCGUGUGCACUUAUGACAUAAGACAAAUAGAAAAAUACGGAGAAUCUUCUUUUUAAAAUAGAAAAGGGGAUGAAAUGCUUGGCAAAGCGAAACGGUCAAAAAGUAUGUAGCGGUGAUGAGUCGUUAAACCCGUUUAUCAAGCGGAGGAAUGGUUGAAACGAAGGAAAUUAACAUGGAAGCGAUGUGUUAAAAGACGCGUAAAUCACACAUAUUGCCACCGUAGUACCGUUAUGAUUGUGGUAUUGAAACGGCUAAUGUAUGUUAUGUCAUGUCGCCUAUUCUUUUUUCACAUAUUUGACCCAUAAAAAUAAGAUGCCUGUUUUACAUCGAUAACGAUGCUCUUGGCUUGGCUCGAAACGCGACAUUCGAUGUUUAAUCUUGUUUUUUCCAUCUUAAUACCAAACAUUUGGUCCAUAUUCCAAGGUUAUCGGUGUCAUCGCUGGUCAAACGAUGCAAAGUUGAUAAACUCGAAAAUUUGCAUAAUUUCGGGAAACAUCCACACAUUUUUUUUUUCUUUCUUUCCAUUUUCGUUGCGAGAAAACGGCGAUUCUGGUUUUUGUGCUCAUUUCCCUCGUGAAAUGUUUGAGAAAAAUCUCGAUCGCGUCCGCUGAGAAAAAAAAAGGCGAUAAUAGAAAUUGAAAUGCGUGUGUUUUUGAUGUAUAACGGUUGUUUUGCAUAUCCAUCCAUGGGAAAAUAUGCGUCUAGCCGAAUAAUAAUUCAGGAGAAUAAUGAGUAUAAUUUGUUUUUCUCAGGUCGCUCUCACGAGUUUCAAUCGAGAAAAAUGCGUCGAUUUAAUAGCAUUUCUGGCAAAUAUAUCUAGAAAAAAAAACAGAAUUCAGCUGCGAAAUAAAUUUCCCGCAAAUUAUAGAUUCAUUCAACGCUGCUGUUUUCAAAAAAAGUUGCUUCUUUUACACGAUAUCUAGUCAAAAUACUUAAAUUUUUCGCAGAAAUGCUGGCUAAAUGUUUGCAUUUGAAAUUCUGCCGCUGUCGAAUGAAUAUGGAUAAAUGGUUUGAGGCGUUGAAAAUGCGUCUUAAAGAAAAGAAUUGGAUAAAUUUUUCGAUUACAGUUGAGCGCAUCAACAAUUUUCGCAAUUUUUUUUUAUUUCGUUGAGUGCUCGCGCGCGCUCGCUUGUGUGUUAUGUCAAUUGAUGGCGAUAAUUUGAUGAAAUGUGUAAAACAAACAACGAUUAUUGUUGGAAUCGCACACGUGUGUAUCAAACGAACUAGAAGCAAUUUCAUAAUCAAAUUGCAUGCAACAAGAAAAUGAUGUUGUGCUUAGCCAAUUGGUUCGACCAAACACACACGCGCACACAUUUGUCUUGGCCAAUUAAUUAUUUCUGCUCGAAAUCCCAUCUAUUGGCUUUACAAACUCACUCCAUAUUUGACGGUUUCAACCGGUGUGUAUGGAUACAUUGGAAAUUGAGUCAAAUGCCGUUGUUAACUAUGGCCGGAGUGUCAUGCGCGAAGCGAAAGAUAUUAGUUUGACGAAUGAGGUUUGCAGCUGAUCGAUCUUGGCUCAUUUGCCCUGAAUGAAAAUCGUCCCGCUCUUUAUGCUUUCUUAAUUAUGAUCAUAACGAUAUGGUCUGAACACGAAGGGUUUUCGGUUUCUUCGAAACAAACGCCGUCCAUUAUGAUCGUUUGGCUGAACUAAAUUUUUCAACAGAAGUUCUCUUGUGUUCAAGCGAAUGAAAUCAACUGUGAAAUGCAAUUAAAAUGAAACUGUUUGCUCUUCUUGUUCGUGUGCAAUAUUUACUUACGCUUAAACAGCAAGCUUGAAUACGGGAAAAGCAACAAAGCUCAAAGUAGAAAGCCAAAUAAUGAAGCGAGAAUAAACGAAUUGUCAACUCAUCGACGGCGACGAGGAAAUACUGUUAAUUUCAUACCUUUUCUUUGUAUGCGCAAGAGAGAGAUUUCGAGCGCGAGCUGUUAUUACGGUUUGGUUGCCCAAGGGCAACAUCGUCCAUAAACCACACUUUGUGUUGUUCUUCAUUCACCCGAAAUUUACCGACUUCAUUCCAACGGAAUGGCGGAGUGAAACUGUUAAUUUGUCUACUUAAAAAGAUGUCAACACGUUUCGGGGUUUCUUUUCGAGGCAACAAUGAAAAUAGCUUCGUCGAAAAUGGCUUCGUCUGCGUCGGCAAAGGAUUCCGUUUACGUAAUUAUUUGCUCUAAUUUGAGACGCGUAAUUAAAAUUGGAUCAUAUUUUUCUUUAUCGUACUAUGCUCUUAGCUGCAAUUACUUAACUCCGCUUUCCAUCUCCUCAGAGACAUUCCGUCAACAAUUUUCAUUUAGUUAAUUUGUUUUCGCGUAAAUUUCAUUUAAAUUACAUGUUUUUCCUCUAUUCCUUCCGCUUUGCCGGCAACUGUAUGGAUGCGCGCUGCGCGCACACGGAGCAGUGGCAAAGAAGACAAGCGAAGAACAUGUAAAACAGCAGAGAAAACGCUGCUUAAUGGGUGCACUAUUUUAUUGAGUGUUUUUAUUGCCUUGAAUUUGUUGUUUGAGAUCAUUAUGUCGGUUUUGUUAAUGAUGAACACAUUCAUUCAGCUGGAUUUUUUUUUCGUUGGUGAAUAGAUCAAACAUCAAAUACGCUACCCAAACAGUGUACGAGUAACGAAAUCAACCCCAAGAUUUGUUUAAUGAAUCGUUGAAAGCUGAUGCCGCGCAUUGCAAUCAAGGUGAAGAAAGUGAAUGGAAGAAAAGACUUUUUCUAUUUUUAUUGCCAUGUGCGAUUUCGUUUGAGUUUCGUCGCCUUAUUAACCAUUGAAAGGGUGAAAUUAAUUUCCUUUUCAUAUUAAAAUGUAAUUUUUAUGAAACAUUUUUUCUUCUCUCUCUCUCUCUCUCAGCAAUAAUGAUAUCCGAAGACAAUGUGAAAUAUUUCAAGAAUGGCUCGGGGUUUUAUUGCUUUUCUUCACAUCGCUGCCUAAUGAAUAGUUACUUUCGGUUGAUUUCACCAUAUGCUACGGGUUAUUUGCAAAUAUCAUAUUCCACACACACGCACACGCGCAUACGGCUUUCAAUAUAAAUCGACUUCGUGCUUCCGCUUGAUCAAAAUGCGAGACCUAUGCCCAAAUGCUGAAAAUCGGUUACAUUGUUGCAACGGACUCUAUUCAUUGCGAACGAUGUUUUAUUGAUCGACAGUAAAAUUGGAACUUUAUUGGUGUAUUAUUUCUUGUGGCAUGCCGAAAUGCAUAAAUGUGCAUUCAUCAUUGAGGUACAUAGUACUUCAAUCAGUCAGUUUUAUUCGUGCGCUGGUCUCUUUGUUUUCGCGUGUUCUUUACGAAAUAAACCCAGUCUUCGGACAGUUACUUAAUGUGGAAUUUAGUGCUCAUUUAGCGAGUUUAUGCGUCCGUCCGUGUGCAUAUUCAGCGUACGUAUUCUGUGUAACUUGUUGAAAUUCCAUCGUCGGCAGCGAGAGGUACAUUGUUGUAAUCACGCGCACGAAAUAAAAUCCCUCUAGCAUCUUGCAAUUCGACCGAUUCGCUGUCAUCUACAUGUUGAAUAAUUAAAAGGUGUGUGUGUUUGGUCUGCGCCAUUCAUGUGAGAUGAAAAUGACAGAUUUUUUUCUCUCGCUUCAAUUCUCAUGAAGGAAAAAAACACGCGCAUUUGUUUACACAAAGUGUUCAUUCACGGCGUGCACUAGAUGCAUGCAGACUACUUGAGCUCUACUCAGGAAGAAAACGAAGAGAAAAUACAUCAUUUAAUCGUUGUGUGUGUGUAUUUUUUUUUAUUCAGUGAGCAUCCAUUUGUUUACAACCCAAGUUCAUCGCACUUUCCAUUUUGUUAUUGAAAGAAGUAUAAAAAAAUCGUUUCAUAAAACCCAAAAGACACACAGCGGUAAGAGAUUGACGUAAAUGAAGUAAAACUGUCAGAGUUUGUUGGUUUACAAUUGAAUGACUGGGUUGCAGGCGAACGCUGAUUUGAUUAUGGUUGUCAACUGUCGAUUUCGCCCCAUUUUGACUUUUUAAAUGCUCAUGCAAAUAUUUCCCAUGUUUGAAAUUGAACAUUUCACGAUAUUAAAAGUAGAAUUCAUGUCGUACACAUACACGGGCAUUAACCGUCAAUCAAUCAAUCAAUAGCAUCUAAGCUGAAGGAAUUGAUUUUCAAGUCGAAUUGUUUGCAAAGGAAUCAACAAUUCCCCUUUUUUCCACUCUAAUCGCAAUGAAUUUGCAAAUAUUUAUUUACAAACACCUAAUGACUUUGUGAAAUUUCUACCGCUCUCUCGUUCUCUGUGUGUGCGAAUGAGUCGAUCGACAUGAAACAUAAUUAUUUGCGUAAACAAUGUGAGCGCAACAGUGAACUGUGUUCUCUGCACAGGUACGAUCGAUCAAUCAUUUGAAAAUCAUUUAUCGAUGCAUUGGGUUGAAAUGUCGCAGAAAAAAAACGCAUUGAACUCUUUUCAAUGUUUGAUGCGUAAACAUAUUUAAAAGAUCAUUAGCAUUGUGACUAACAAUUUGUGAGAUGAAAUCCGUUGUACAAAGAUUUGUGUCCCUCGUUUUUCAUCUUGGGCUCUAUUGUUUGCGCACACAGCGCAUACAAUUUCAUCGUUGAAUGAGUUGAAUUGAAGGAAUAACACCACAAAAACAGAAAUCGAUUUACGUAUUUUCAAUAGGAAAAACAGCGAUGUCGGUUUCUUAACGCCCUUUCUUUAUCUCGGCACACACACAAUAGACAUGGCACAGUCAACGCAAGAAAAGGACCAAAUACAAUGUUCGAAAUGGAAUAAGCAAGAGUAAACACGACACCGAAUGGGAGAAUUUGCACGAUGUGCAAUCUCGUCUCGGUUAGGGUAGGUCGUUUGAGCGUCAUGCUCAGUACAUCCAAAUCGAUUUCUUGCAAGAAAUUCCUAGUUCACUCCAUAUGAAUCGGUCUUUCAUUUAACCCUUGAUACGGUACAAAAUCGUUUAUGAUCAAACAACAGAAAUUUAACACGACAGAAAAAUAGAAAACUCAAGACAAGAAAAAGUCAAAGUUGUUUCGUUUUAGCGACAGAGAGAGAGAGAGAAAAAGUUCGAGCUGGCACAAACAACAAUUUGUGGCUUAGAAAGUCAAUCAAAUGUAACCGGGAAAAAGUCGUUGAGUUGAUUGUUUGAACUGUGAGUCUGUGAAUCUGUGAGUCUGUGUGUGAGAACACGUCGAACCGGACUAAUGGAGAUUCAAAUUGGAUUCAUGCCGAGUUUCCGUAAUCAAAUUCAGUUUUACAGGCGAGCAUGGCGAGCGUGGGUAAACAUAAUUUUUUCUCCAGUGUGUUUGUUGUCGAUUUUCAAUUCGGCCAACGAAAAAUUUGCAAUCAAAGAGGUCGCUUUUUGUGUGUGCACUCACAUGAAAUCGCAUGCGAAACAAGGCGAUAAAUGUAAUAGUCAAUAUACAGAGGGAGAGAGAUAGAUUAAAUUUGGGCCAUAUUGAAAUACGACGAGGAAGUCGGGCGCGCAAUUCAAUCGUAUUGUUUAGAGGUCGAGUGAAGUGGAAAAAAAAUUAAGUCAAGCAAUAAAUUUAUUUUGAUUGUGCCGUAUCACGGACCAAAUUCGAAAUAGGAGAAACGUGUGACAUGAUUUAAUGUAUAUAUCUUUCGAAAGUAUUCAUAGCCAAAAUUGCUUUUAAUAACAAUUAUUUGCGAAGUAACACCAAAAUGGGAAUCCAAUCGCCAUUGGAAAACAUUUAAUUUGGUUUAUAUGAACGUUUAAUGAAUUGCUCAUCCAAUUACGAAUUCUGAAUGCGACAAUGCGAAGCCAUUGUCUACAUUCGCCAUAAUUAAUAAUUCAGAGCGAAAAGAUUGCGAGCUGUUGUCCGUUGGAAUGUCAUGCUCAUUUCCAUUGAAUGCUGCAGAAUUAAAUGCAAUUUGUGUGUUUUUCAUUGUAACGAGGGUCAAAUGUAUGCGUCAGAUGAUUAAAGCCGAAUGCGUAACGAAAGGCCAAUGGUUGUGUAUGUGCGUGUGCGCGAGCGCGCCUGUCUGCCAGCCUUAAUAUCGUGUGGGCACUCCAUCCGACAGCCCAUUGCAAAAUGUGUGUUUAUUGCUUGGCUAUGUUCGCAUCGAAAUUGCAUUUUUGAUAGAAUGUUAUUUGUUCAACAAUGCGAAACUGCAGAUUUUUUUGUUUUCGGUGUUGAUCUUCGCUACGGCUACGUAAAGUGGUACGACUUGACACAAUGCAUACCAAUGCACACGAAUAAAAUACCAAUUUCUAAACGAACCAGUGCUCAGCUAUUUUGCACAAACAAAAAAUAUGCUUCUUUUUGCUCGUUUAACUCACUGUGUGUAUGCGAAGACGAAGAUGCACAUACUUCGAUUAGCCGAUAACGAAAGGUAAGGCUCGCCGUGCUGUCGAUGUAAAUGUAGUUGUGCAUUGGUAGUGCUGAUGAGAAUGGUGAGUGAACCCAAUGCAUAAACAUCACAACGCACAGUAUCAACGUUAUAAUAUUGUAUUGGGUGAUCUUUGUACAGCGUGUAAGCGAAUACUCAACAUUACACUAUUCAUUCACGCAUACACUCUCACUCAUACCUCUGAACUGCUUUGAGUCGAUCUACUCAUACCACCACUACACACAACCGCGCACACACAUAUGCACACGGCGACGAAUGUUAACAGCAACAGCAAAAGCGAAUAGUAGAAGAAAGAAGAGUGUGAUGAAAAAAAACUGAAUACGGCCAAAUAAACGAAUUGAAAUUUAGUUGGCUAUAGGCAUUUACAGAGUGCACAUCGACGCAGUGCUGCUGUGUUUCAUAAAUUCCGGUUCGUUCUCGCUUCAAUUCUACGGUUUGCGAUCGUACGUAAAUAGAAGUCGAAUACACACAGUCCAAACCGAACGAAGUGAGUUUAGGCAACAUUUUUUUCUUGCUGUUCAGUGUUGGAAAGUGUUGGAUUCUCAAUUUCCAAUUGCGUGUUUCGCGUUAUGAACAAAAAUUAUCAUUGCACGCCGAAGAAAGUGCGUGAGUUGCAUAGAAUUUCGACAUUCUUUGCGCAAAGCGAAGUAAGAAAUCAAACUCUGAUUUAGUGGGUUUCUUUUAUCAAGUGCUAAUGAUAGUAUCAAUAGCGAUAAAGUGUGCCUGUGUUGUGGCAAUAUUAAAACUGUUUUCAAAAAAUCACUGAAUGUGCAGGGAUACUGUAUUGAACACCUCGUCUCAAUUCAAUCAAUUAGAUAAUUCAUAUGCAAAUUUUGAUCAAAUCAUCAAUUCUAUUCCGUUGUGAUCUAAUCCAUGUUUUUUUGGUUAUAACGACGACGUCUCGUUUACAUUUCAAUGCGACUUAGAAUCCGUAGUGUGGAAACAUUGUGUCAUCGAUGAGAAUGUUUCGUCAAUGAGGACAAGAGAAAUGUUAUUGCUUGUUUCUCACAACAAAACUGUCACACUGUAAAUGCUCAUACAAACGACGAAAAAGAGGUGUACCACGACGGCUGGUAAUAAAAUCUGAACGAAAAUCAUCAUAUGAAAAUGAGAACAGUGAUUUCUGUAUUUGUUUACGACCUAACACCAUCCCAAUAAAAAAAAACGUGCAUCCAACUAUUUCGAUGAAAAUCGUACGGUGUGUUACGAAAAAUCCGAUUAUAUUGGCAUGAAGUAAAAAUCAAAAUAAAAACUCAGCCGUACACACAUAAAACUGUGAAUAAAUUUGUAGCGGUAUUCUUUUAUAGUUUUCCGCUUUGAGUUAUCCGAUCAUUGUUGUGUUCUAAUUAUCGAACAUCAGGAAUAAAAAAAAAAGAACAAAACGACAAUCGAGGCGCAAAAAACCACGACAACAUACAAACAAAAACAAAAGCCGAUUAAGAAAAGACAGAAGACCUGUUGCGCCCAUUGUGCUGUGCAUUUGCUUAAAGACGCUAAUUAAGCAAUUAACCUGAAUUGAAAGAACUGAAUGAGUUACGAAAAAAAAAUUGGAUAACAAAAAAAAACGAGUUUCUGGUUGAAAAUAAAAAAGAAUCAGGAGACAUUGAUAAAACUCGACCGAAAAGCGAAAAUCGAAUUGAUAUUUUUUGUCGUAUUUCGUGUGUUUUGCUGCUGGAUAAGCGAACGCAUCGCAUAAUAAAGCCAUUUUGCUUAUCUUAAUGUGUGGACUUGGAUUUUUAUAGCAUGCGCAGUUUUACACACCAUAUAAAUUGGAACGACGAACAAUUAUAAUUACCAGUAAACGUAUUUAAGUGGACGCAAGCCAGAAAUUAUAUCGCGUACUCUUUUUGCGCAAAGUGAAUUUAUAAAAAAGACGAUUUCGACGGGAAGAAAAUCAAUCGAAAGAAAUUUUUGUUGUGGAAGGUAAACGUGUUAAUGCGAAGACGUCACACACAAAAUGAAGUACCUUAGCGGAAGUGGACACCGAGAAUCAUAUACUUUGGUGGCUCGUAAGAGGUAUAUGAAAAAAAUUCUACGCCAAUCGAUGGGUGCUUGGACGACAGCUACCGUACAAUCAGAUCAACCGUUAAAUAAUGCACCAUUGUUACGUUCACCGACGAAGACAAGCAGCGAUGAACGCCUCAAAGUGGCUACCAACGAUUUGUUUGAACUCUUGGAACGUGUACAGUGCUCCCGUUUAGAUGAUCAGCGAUGCGUGCUACCUCCAUACUUCUUACAGCAGGGAUCACGUGAAGAGCGUGUACCAAAUCCACAUGGAGGCAUUGAAUCGAACAGUUUACCGUCAAAUGGGCAAUAUGUAACACACAAACAGUUGAAACAUUCGUUAUCACAGUCCGGUUCGACGCCGGCAUCGCCACAGUUGCACCAUCAUCAGCUGUCAAAUGGCCAUCAUCAGUAUCAUUCACAGUCAUCGGUUAGCUCACAGUCAUCCUCGAUUAUAUCCACAAUACCAGCAUCACAGCGGCUACUCGAAGAGACACUCUCAAAACCGGGCCCAUAUUCGAUGAUUGUAUUGCCAAAUAACGGCGGCUACUGGGUCGACGGCACCGACCAUGAAUGCGCAUUCGAUGCACUUGGCAAUCCAGUUUUGCCGCACAACGCAUGGCGCAGCAAAAUUGAAACAGACGACACAGCCAAAUGCUAUAGGCGUUUCUAUAUCAAUCGAGAACACUCAAAUCUGGUGGGUGAUGAUGAUCAACUCGGACCAGUUCUAUUAUCGAUCAAAACCGAAAAUGUUGCGAACCAGGAACAUAUCAGAAUGUUGUUGAGAUUAAAAACGGGCACCAUGCAUGAAAUCAUACCCGUUUCAUGUUUGGGCAAUAGCCCGUCACCAAUUCGCAUGGCACGAUUGCUAAACGAUCAAAUUAAUGUGGACAAUUUCACGCCAGUUAUGUGUCCCAAGGCGUCGGGUAUGAUUGCCGCCUACGACGAACAUGUUCUGGUGUCUAACUUCAAAUUCGGUGUGCUCUAUCAACGAUACGGUCAAACAACCGAAGAAGAACUCUUCGGAAAUACCAACUCAUCGCCGGCAUUUGAUGAAUUUUUGGAUAUGCUUGGCCAGCGCAUCCGAUUGAAGGACCACAAAGGCUAUCGCGGUGGAUUAGACAUCCAAAAUGGACACACCGGCGACGAAGCCAUUUAUGAGGUUUACAAGGAACGAGAGGUUAUGUUCCACGUGAGUACGAUGCUCCCAUUCACCGAAGGUGAUUCACAACAAUUGCAGCGCAAACGACAUAUCGGGAAUGACAUUGUCGCUAUUGUGUUCCAAGAAUCGAAUACUCCAUUUUCGCCAGACAUGAUUGCCAGCCACUUUUUGCAUGCGUUCAUCGUGAUCCAACCGUUGGAACCGAACACACCGAACACCAGAUAUAAAAUUUCAGUCACGGCCCGGGAUGAUGUGCCUUUCUUUGGCCCAACACUUCCAAAUCCAGCCGUAUUCCGCAAGGGAUCCGAAUUGAAGGAAUUUUUACUCACGAAAUUAAUCAAUGCUGAAAAUGCGUGCUAUAAAGCUGACAAAUUCGCCCGACUUGAAUUGAGAACACGCACAUCACUUUUGCAGAAUUUGGUCGAUGAAUUGAAAGAGAAAACACGAGACUUUUUAGGCGCUAAUGUGGGCUCAGGUGGUGCAACAUCACCAGCACCCGAUACACCGAAAUCCGAUAGCAGCAAUGCUGGAUCCCGAUUCAUUGACACCGUUAAAAAGGCGCUAAUUUCGCGAGUGCGAUCCCAGAGUGUGGACGCAAAUGUUGCCAGUGAAGCAAAUCGAAUCAGCUUCAAUACCAAAAAGGGUUCAAAAGAAGCUACGAUCAUGGAAAAUAUUCAGAUCGCUCGCUCGAACUCAAACAAAAGCGAUUCGAAAAAGUCAACCAACGAUUCGUCAUCGUCGUCGCCCGACAUCACAUCUCGCGGCCCAUUAUGUGCAAAUAACAACAAUAACAACAACAGCCACAGCCAUGCGAACCAUCAUUCGAAUAAUAUCAACAACAAUUUGAAUAACAACGGCAAUGGCCCGUUGACUGCAACAAUGUCUGAGACAAGCGACGAUUCGAGUUUGAACAGUGUUGAGCUUGAUCCAAUGGAUGGUGGAGCAACGUAUGUUGACAGCGAUACUGGUUUGGAAUCGAUGUCAUCGGCGGAGGCAACAACAAAGGCCUGUUCUUUGUGUUUGGAUAGCGUGGUUGCGUCGAAUAUGAUGGUGCCGCCAGAAGCAAAUAUGCAAAUCGAAGGCUUAAAACAGGAAGUAACGCGAUUGAAAUGUGAUAAGUUGGAUCUUUUGCGACAGAAUGUGACAUGCCAAAGGGACAUUAAACGAUUACGUGAGCGUGAACUUUCGCUACAAGGGGAUUUGGCGGCAGCUGGAAAGGAAAUUUUGCGACUUCGCGAUUUGCUAAAGGAAUAUAUGCCCAGCUCAACAACACCGCCACAUUCAAUAUCGCCAAUGUAAAUAAGCCGAUGAUUAGUCAGAUAUGGUAUAUGAACGGGACAACGCAGGAACUGAGCUUUGAAAUCGAAAACUGAUGCAUGUCGCAUGUUGCAUGUGUGCUCGCAAAAAUCAAAUUUUCACACAGCGAAAUGGAAUAAAAGAAAAAGAAAUAAUACACAUUUGUCAUAGAGAAUAGUCCGUAUUAGAGUUAGAAAGUUUAUGACACAAAUCACAAUCGCACACAUUCAACAACAAUAAGCAGCACAUAAUUUAGCAACAUUCACUCAUUCACAAUUAUGCUAUUCAUCAUUUGCGGUAUGCAAAUUGCGUACGUAAAUCGUAAACACACUCACACACACCAUACACACGACAUCAAUGCACCAGAGAUCGAAAUCGUCGGUUAACGUCGUUCAUUCGUUGCACACAAAAUUGUGCAUACGAACGGCGUGCAACCGACGACAACGGGCUCUAAUCGUCAUAGUUUAUUCAAUAAGUGUAUAAAUAUUUGUAAUAAUCGUAUUUUCAAAAAGAGAGAACAUCGUAGAAAUUAAUGCAGCAGUGCAACAAAAACCAGACAGUGCAAUCAAAAAACAAUUUAUAAUAUUUUAAUGUAAAAGAAAUGCAAAGAAAAAGUUAUUUACAUUUAUGGGUUUUUGAAAAAAUUACAUAACAGUCUGUAGUGACUGUAGAGAUUUUGAUGAGACAUUUGGCAAACAUAUAUUGAAAAAUUUGAUUGCUUGUUGAGGGAAAGAAAAUUUUGAUGACAUUUUAUUGAUAGGAUUGCAUGAAGGACAUAGAAAAAUACCUUAAGAAAAUACAAAUCAUUUAACCGUUAGACAAUUUUAAGAGAAUCAUCGCCCAAAUGAUUAAUUCAACCAACACAUUAUUCGAAGAAACUGUCCAUUUGGGCGUUUCGCAUCUUCUUAGCUAAAUUUUACUAUUCACUCAAAUGGAUUUUUGUAUGAAUCUCAAAUGCAGAGUGUAUGUUAAAUGUUUUGCUAAAAUUAGCAAACAAAAACCAAUACAUUCUGCAAUGGGAUUCCAUUCCAUUAUUCCACUUUUCGAACGCCAAAUUCUAAACGAUUCAAUUUCAAAGUGUUAUUUGAUAUGAUAUUAGUUUUAUAUGAACGGAAAACAUUACAAGAAAAUUAAUCACAAAUUCCAACUAAAUAUUUUGAAAAAAUACGAUUUAGAGAAAAAAAUCAAAUAAAAUAUGCAAGAGAUUAUUUAAAUGUGGAAAAGGGAAACAAAAAGAUAAAAAAAAAUACGAUGGAUAAAUAUAAUCUUUUGGAAGGUUUUGCUAUGAUGAGCCCAACUAUGGCGAGGGGUCUUCAAAUGAGCGUGACACAUAUUUAAACAAAAACAUGACAAACAAAUUAACCACAAAAAUUAGCAUCGAUGUUAAAACAAUACAAAAAACACACACACAAAUUAACAAAGAUUAUUAUACCAACCAAAACAAAAAUUAUGAAAAUGUUUUUAAAUUGAAUGUUAUCAAAUGACAAACAAAAUAAUUAGUAUUAUUCACAAUCAUAUUAACUGUUUUAUGAAUGUCAUUUAAUGUGUAAUAUGCAAACAAACAAAUUCUAUUGAAUAAUCAAACAAAUAAAGCAGCAUCUAUUAGGGAAAAAAAAUGAUGUUAAACGGCCAGAGAGAAUUCCAUUGAAGCGCCCCACAGAAAAACUAAUCCAAAAGAGUCAAUUUUUACCAUCGACGGUCUGCGCAUGAACACAUUGAGAGAGAUUGUGGGUGGCGGACAUUUAAACAAAAAACCAAAGAUUUAAAAAAAAGCAGCUUUCAGGGAAUCUUCACCAAUCCCUGAUCGAAACACAUACAACAAUAUUAACAAUAAGUUCAUCUUUAUUCCACAGAUUUUUUUUAUAGUAUUUUUAAAGAAAAUCAGCUUUAUUUUACUUAUUUUUUUUAAGCGAAUAAAAGAUGACGAAAAAAAAACAUUUGCAAAAAAAUAACACUUCAACUAGAUAAGAAAUAAUAUUCUACCGAACAUGUUAUCAAAUGGUAAUAUAUUUAUGUUAAUACUGUCAAUGAUUAUUGAUCGUUUUUUUCUCUUUAAAUCAUUUAUUUAAACAAAAUUAUCAUUAAUAGCUUUUAAUCCCCCUUUUCUCACUUUUUUAAGAUUUAUUUUAUAAGCAACUCACCCCCACCCUUUCUUUUCAAUUCGAUUCUUUCUCUUCCCUUCCCCCUUUCGCGAUAAGAUCAAAGAUUUUUACGUACAAUUUCUAUCUUUAUGCAGAAUAAUAAUCUAUAACAAUUUAUUUCUAAUUUUAAACACACACACAAAUCUAUUAAAUUUAUUCAUAGAAUAGAAUAAAUCAUAUGAAUACGUAGUAUUGGAAUUUACUGUCAAAUAAACUCACAAAAUAUAUCUAUAACAAAA
This is a messenger RNA of Sitodiplosis mosellana (orange wheat blossom midge), 17685 nucleotides long. RefSeq names its product rap1 GTPase-activating protein 1 (gene RapGAP1). The record is from RefSeq and is a predicted model, not a curated record. Gene Ontology annotation, cellular component: cytoplasm. Gene Ontology annotation, biological process: regulation of small GTPase mediated signal transduction; activation of GTPase activity. Bases 12801 to 15308 code for a protein of 835 amino acids. NCBI's taxonomy places the organism in Eukaryota, Metazoa, Arthropoda, Insecta, Diptera, Cecidomyiidae. The transcript is spliced from 6 exons. Gene Ontology annotation, molecular function: GTPase activator activity.